CGAAGCUCGCUGUCCUGGGCCCGACCCUCCGGGCGGAUGGCGGGUGGGAGACCAGACAGCCGCAGAAAGGCGCUUCCCCAGCCUGGCGCAGUUAGUUUGUCCCGGCCUCGCCGAGGAGAGAGAGGAGAGUCGCCUUAACGCGCCCACGUCGGAGAGGCUAACAAAACAAUAACAAGCGAGCCAGGAAAGCACCCGGCUCGGUUGUUACUCAGGAGAACGGCGACUACUCUAAGUGAUAGACAGAGCGAUCUUCUCAUAGCGGUGUAAGGAACCCGAAGAACACAGUCCAGCAUGCCCCCAGGUCUCCUGGAGGUCUGUGGGGUCGCUAGUGGAGAAGAUCUAGAAUCUCCUGAGGAUAUAGACAUCUACAUCAUAGACGACAACUGUAUCCUACAGUGGAACAGCAGAGAGGCAGUGGACAAUGUGACGUUCUCAGCAGAAUAUCGAACAGAAGAGAUGGAGAACUGGUUAAAAUUGCCUGGGUGUCAACAUAUUACGGGGACUGAAUGCAAAUUCUCUUUGCUGGACACAAAUGUUUAUAUCAAAAUAUCAUUUCGAGUAAGAGCAGAAAAAGGAAAGAGCACUUCCCCAUGGAAUGAGGGGGACCCGUUUACUCCGUUUCUGAAAGCUCACAUUGGCCCCCCAGGAGUACGUUUAGAAGCUGAAGAUAAAGCUGUACUAGUAUACAUCACUCGUCCCGGACAAGGUGCGAACAUGUGGGCAAGAGAGAAUUUUAGCUUCAGGUACAGGAUAGUGAUCUGGCAGAAGUCUUCAGGUGCGACACAAAUUAUUGAAACCACAAAUUACACAGAAAGGAUUUUAAAACUGUUACCAGAGACUACUUACUGUUUAAAAGUGGAAGCAAUGCAUAUGUUCCUUAGGAAACACAGCAACUACAGUGCAGUGCAAUGUAUAAACACCACAGUGGCAGAUAAAAUGCCUGUGCCAGAAAACCUAGAACUGGACGCUGAUGGUGAGAGCUAUGUUCUGAGCUGGGACUAUGCGUCUCCAAACGUGAGCUUCCGAGCGCAGUGGCUCCCUAGCUAUUUGAAAAGUAUUUCUGGAGACCACUCGGAUAAAUGGGAAGCCAUUCCGACCUGUGCAGAAGUCCGAACCACACGCUGUGUCUUUCCUCGGGAUGCUGUCCACACAGGAACUUUCUUUCUCCGGGUACAAGCGUCAGAUGGAGAUAACACAUCUUUUUGGUCUGAAGAGAAAUUUAUUAAUUCUCAAAAAUACACCUCCAUUCCCGCUCCGGUCAUUGCCGUCACCCCGUCCCGGGAUUCACUGCUUGUCUACGUCAGCUGUCAGGACAGCCCCAGCACCGCGUGUCAUGGCCUGACUUAUGAAGUCAGUUUCUGGAAAAACACUUCAAAUACUAAGACAAAAGUGGUGAAGGGAAGCCCAGAGUUUACCAUUGGGGACCUGCAGCCACGGACUCUGUAUUGUGUACAGGCCAGAGUACACUCGUUUGCCGUGUGGAACAAGAGCAGCAGCUUCAGUGAGACGCUGUGUAAGGAAACGAGGCCAGGAAAUUCUUCCCAACCCUGGAUUAUAAUUGCACUUAGCCCUGUGAUUUUUUCUGCCCUGGUCCUGGUUUUAUAUGCUGGGAGGAGCCUCCUGAAAUACCUCAGCUAUGUGUACUUUGCAUCCCCCAAGCCUCCUUCCAGUAUUGACGAGUUUUUCUCGGAGCCGUCUGCAAAGAACCUUCUGUUUCUGACGCCCGAGGAACACACCGAGAGAUGCUUCAUCAUUGAAAACACAGACACGGUGGCCGUGGCAGGGGAAAGUCAAGCCCCCGGGGAAGAUCACAGGAAGUACAGCUCCCAGACCAGCCAGGACUCGGGGAACUAUUCGAACGAAGAGGGAAGUUCUGGGGGUGACAGCGGGCCAGGCCUCAGGCCCUCGGACUGACCAGGCCAGCAGACGCGACAUCUCUCCACUGCAGACGUGGAUGGCCACAGUCUGGAGUGAAGUGCAUUCGUCUCUGAGGAGGCAGGCUUGACUGAAGGUGGCUGCCAUAUCUGCCUGCCCACGGCUGGAAUCCCAGGGUGCUGUCGUGUGCCGCAGGUGUGGCCCGUGCUGCACAUGCCAUCUGGUGGUCUCUGUCUGUGUUCAUGUUCUAGGGCAUGUCUAGAACAUGCCUAGAACUGCCGUAGCUCCUGAGGUGUCUCCGAGGUACUGCUGUCUACACUAGCACUUCCUAACCCCUAACUGACCACAGCAGCGGCUUCCGACUAGAACUCAGAGGUCACUGCAGCCAUGGAGAUCUCAGCGUGGCCUGGGGAGGCACGGUCCACUCUAGUGCGUGUGGAUCUAGGAGAUGCCCGUGACAGGACAGACAUGACAGGACAGACGUGGGUCGUCAGUAAGCAGCAGCUAGUGAACUGGUGAGGAGGAAGACCACGUACAGUCAGCCUUCUUGUUGACGCCGUGUGGGUUUCGGUAGCCUUUCUGUGUGACUUUAUAUGGAGGCCGACCUCGCCUCUGUCCGGCAGUAUUCGGGUGCCCCUCUCAGCAUCCACAGUGAUGCUCAUGAGUAUCUUCUGUAGGCAGGACAUCUAGCAAUCCCGGCAACCCCAGGGCGGACUGUCAGUGCAGGCGCGACAGGACCCCAGCCUUGCUCUCUAAGAGGAGCUGAGCCGUGUGGUGGCCCACACCUGUAGUCCCAGCACUCGGGGACGGAGGCAGGCGGAGCUCUCAGUCCCAGGCCAAAGGAGCAGAUGAGGAUGACGGUGUGACCUCCGCCCAUUGCCCUCUGCACCGUGACACUUUAACAUUCCAACCCAGCACUGCUCAUCCUGUGUUCACCCCGGAAGAGCUCCUUCUGACAAGAUGGCCUGCAGAGAAGCGAGGCCGUUAGGAUGUGGGACACGAAGUGAGGGUGGUCCCCCUUACAAGUGCAGACACGGGUCUUCAGGGUGACAUCAGCAGGUGAGGAGGGGACUGCACUGUCCCCUGAAGAAGCAAAGGCAGCUCCACCCGUGUGCUCCGUGAUGGUCUGCAUGGUGCUUCCUCCAGGGUGCUGUUAGAUGACGCGCUCUCCUGAGCAGUCAUGGCGCUCAGGAUGCCGUGCGCGUGGAGAGGUGCUCAGUGGUCAAGGGCACAUCCUGCCCUUGUGGAGGACCGAGUGCAGGCCCCAGCCCCACAUGGUGCCCCGCAGCUGGCCGGAACUCCGGCUCCAGAGGGUGCAGCAUGGGCUUCUGGUUGCCUCGGGCACUAGGCAUGUGCAAGGUGCACAUACAUACAUGUAAGCAAGACCCCCCUACAUAUAAAAGUCAAACCUUUUCUAGAAAAAUAAUUUAGAAUCUAAAAAAAGAAAUACUAGCUGGGCAGUGGUGCACGCCUUUAAUCCCAGCACUCAGGAGGCAGAGCCAGGCGGAUCUCCGUGAGUUCAAGGCCAGCCUGGUCUACAGAGCGAGUUCCAGGACAGGCCAAAACUGCACAGAGAAACCCUGUCUCAAAAAACCAAAAAAAAAGAAAGAAAAGAAAAGAAAUAUUAUGCACUUGAGAGCACCAACAAGCUGCCUAAGAAAUAUUGAUAGUUAGAGAAGCCCAGCACCAUCUAAGAUUAAUGUGACGUGGCCUCGGUGAUGUGUAUGUGCAGAUGUGAACGUAACGGGCUGUGAACACGUCUACACGCCACCCACACAGGUGACCUGGCUGCAUGCCAUUAGGAUUGCCAGAAAGCACCUGUUAACAGUUGAGUCUGAAAUUAGAAAGGCUGUUCUGGGUUAGAAUCAUUUACAGACUGAGCAGAAAUCUGUAACCCAUAAAAAAGUUCUUUUAAAAAUAGGGCAGGCCCAACAGUGCCUGCUUGUUCCCUUCCCAGCUGCUGAGGAAUGCCACAUAGCAGAGCGCCUAGUGUGAGUGUGUACAGGGGGAGACGUGUGUGUUUGUGUAUGAGAUACAGAGCCCGGCAGGCUGACUUCCCACAGCCUCGUAGUUCUCUUGGGGCUGAGGGAGGUGUUCCCAAAGCCUCACGCGCGCGCGCGUGCACACACACACACACACACACACACACACACACUGCAGUCUGUGUGCCUGGCCUGCACUGUCCCUCUGUGCCUGUUUACUGCAGCCUGUAUGCCUGGCAAGCCACACACACACACACACACACACACACACACACACACACACACACACACACGCACUGCAGCCUGGGUGCCGGGCCUGCACUGCCCCUCUGUGCCUGUUUCUCCUGUUGCGGAAGCCUCCAGCAGGGACUACGUUCCUCGCUGUGCCCCCAGCCCCUGUAAUAGUGCAGGACUUGGCACAGACGGGGCUGGCGGCUACCGAGUGAGUGAGAUCCGAAAUGGAGGCGGGUGUUGGUUCUGGUUGGGGGUGGAAGAAGACGAUCGUGUUUCUAUGUUUUGUUUCUGCGCACCAAGUCUGUAUCUUGUCCUUUUGUCCAUUUGUCCGAGGCUCCUCUGCUGUCAAGUGGUUUUACAUAACGAACUGGACCCCGAACUCUGGGUUUGGUGGGUGCUGUCGACCUGGGUUCUGUGUGCCAGAGGUGCUCACAGCAGCAGGAGACCGAUGCCCUGUGGCCAGCAUCCUGCAGAUGGCUUCAUGGGGUGAAUGGGGCAGGACCGUUGCGCUCUGACGUUCUGGAUGCAAACUGCUGUCGCCUGUGUUUCUGUCCCUCGCCCUCCAUCUCACGCGUCCUGAGGGCCCUUCUGCUCUACUCAGGAGGCUCGGGGUGAGGGUGACUUGUAUUGUCAGUUUCCUUCCUCACAGUGGAGGAAAUAAUAAACUCGUCUGGAUUCCUGA
Molecule: messenger RNA, 4773 nt
Organism: Peromyscus maniculatus bairdii (prairie deer mouse)
Lineage: Eukaryota; Metazoa; Chordata; Mammalia; Rodentia; Cricetidae
Gene: Ifnar1
Product: interferon alpha and beta receptor subunit 1
Biological process (GO): type I interferon-mediated signaling pathway
Cellular component (GO): plasma membrane
Molecular function (GO): protein binding; type I interferon receptor activity
Source: RefSeq, a predicted model, not a curated record